This is a messenger RNA of Meleagris gallopavo (turkey), 2521 nucleotides long. Lineage: Eukaryota; Metazoa; Chordata; Aves; Galliformes; Phasianidae. The record is from RefSeq and is a predicted model, not a curated record.
CAGAGUCCUGCCCAGCAAGGUAAUAUUGUCCCUUGGCAGAUCCAGCCAACCGGGCUCAAAGAGCAGCAAAGAAAACCAGUUUCUGUUUAUUGCGUUAAAAUACAUGAUUGUGCCUUCUGUAUGCCUUCCUCCUGCAUAGAAAGAACAAUUGCAUAUAAUUUGCUGUCCCUUUCUUGCAGCAUGCAACUGUAACCCAGAGGGAACCAGCUGGCCCCGGUGUGACAAAGCCACUGGUGUGUGUAACUGCCGUGCUGGUGUCACUGGGCGGUUCUGUGACCAGUGUGGCCGUGGCUUCGAGAAAGACUUUCCCUCUUGCCGUCACUGCCACCUUUGUUUUGAUGAGUGGGACACUGAAAUUACUGCCCUCGCCCAGACCGUUCAAGGGUUAAUGAGGUUUGCUGCAAGCCUAGAAGAUAAAGGAGGACGGAUGCCCAGCUGUGACAUGCGAUUCAAAGCCUUUGAAGAUGCCAUUUCUGAAAUUGAAAGAAUUUUGAAACAUCCUGUUUUUUCAUGGGAGGCACUCUCGAGCACCAAGGAUUUUCAUGGCUAUGUUCAGUAAGGGCUCUGCUGCCCCGCUAUGACAAAGCAGCCUUCCCCCAGGCUUCACCAGCCAUGCCCUACUCUUCAAAUCCCUCUUCUAAUCAGAAAAAGAUGCUGGAGCGCUAAUCUACUGCUUUCAGUAGAUCCAUGAACAAAAUAACCUAUAUUAGAUAUACAGAGAGGUAUAUGUAUGUGUCCCUGUUUAUUGAAGGGAAAUUGGACUAGGUGCCCUUUAAAGGCCCCUUCCGACUCUAAGGAUUCUAUGAUUCUGUUCUCUGAUUUUUUCAAACAUGGCAAUCCCCUAAAGCAUAUAAGUAAAUGUUGGAAUUUUCCUGUUCCUAAUGGUUUCCUAAGUCGUUACAAGUAAAUGUUUCUGCUCAUUUAGAAAUUUAUCUCUUGUCCUCUAAAAUAGUGUGUACCUCAAUUGUUUAAGAGCAAUUCAGUCUGACUUCUGCAUAACUGUCACUUCUCUUGUAGACAACAAAUUACACAAAUGGGUCUGAUUCGUAGUAUGCCAUAUGAAUUUCCUGACCUCACUGAGAACAUUGAAGACAUUGGUGAAGAAGCUGAUCGUGUCUAUGAACUUCUACAACAGAAAUUAGAUCUGCAUCGCACUUUUCAUUACUUGAGCCUCAAAGAGGCCAUCAACGACAUUAGGAAACACUCUGAAGUUUCAUUCCUGGCAGAACAGAAAGCUCGUGGGAUAGCCCCUAUGGCAGGGCACUCAGAGCACACAAGGCAGAGCGUGCUCACUGUGAUGCACAAGCUGGCCUGGGAAGGGAGCAGAGUGCUGGAGCAGCUCAAACUGAUCAAAAUCCCUGACAUUCAACACUUGGCUGAAAAGAUCUGCGGGGUGCCAAGAAACCUUUCCUGUGCUGCAGCAGCCUGUGGGGGAGGCCCAAACUGCAGCGGAGCUCUUCCUCUCUCCUCCAGUGCAUUCAGGAAAGCUGAGGAGACUGCUGUCCUGCUAACUAACUUGACUACUCAGCUACAGGACCCUGAGAAUCAAUAUUUCCAGGUUGAAAGCAUCAGAAAAAUGGCAGAAGACACCAAGCUGAAAGGCUCACACUUCAAUGGGGAACUGGAGAAAGCUAAGAACCAGAUUAAAAUUGACCGAGAAGUCACAAAGGAAUUUAUCAGAAAAGUGAAAAAUUUCUUGUCAGAUGAGAGCGUGCCUCCAGAAGACAUCGAGCAGGUGGCAAGUUAUGUCCUGCAGAUAAACCUUCCCCUGACUCCAAGAAAGCUAGCAAGCAUGCUUGGCAAAAUCAGAAGCAUUAUGGCCCACUGUGAGAGCUACAAACUGAAUGCAAAUAAGAGAAACAGGAAAAUGGAAAUGGCUCAGACACUGCUGGUGGAGGCAUGGACUGCUGACAAAGCAGCUAAAGCUCUUCCCCCUGUGGACAAAAUUAAUGAUGAACUAAAAAAUGUUGUGAGCUCCCAAGGACGCUGCAAAAAUACCCUCAUGAAGUUAAAUGAAGACAUACAAGGAAUCAAAGUACAAAUCUCACAGGCUGGGAACCAAAUGAACAGGACAAGUGAUGAACUCAAUGACUUUUCAGCAAAACAGUCCUAUUUGGAAGACAAAAUUACCACACUGCAGAUGAAAAUGCUGAUGAACAGGAAUCAAGCUACAAGUGUGAGAGCGAGGGCAGAAGCAACAUACAAGCGAGCUCAGAAAAUUGAUAAUGAAUUCACUGACAUUAAAAGGAAGUACACCAUUCUUCAAGACAAGCUGAAAACAAAAGGAUCUCCAAAAGUAACUCUAGAGAAAGUGAAGCAGCUGAAGGAAGAAGCAGAAAAACUGGCUGAAGAGACUGAAAAAAAAAUUAGAAGAAUAACAGAUUUGGAGAAGAAGCUUCAGGACCUGAAUCAAACCAAGCAAGACAAGGCAGAGCAACUCAGACAACUAGAGGAACAAGUGAUAGCCAUUAAAAAUGAAAUCACAGAGCAGGAAAGCAAGUACUCAACAUGCAAAAGCUAA